Molecule: messenger RNA, 3059 nt
Organism: Argiope bruennichi
Lineage: Eukaryota; Metazoa; Arthropoda; Arachnida; Araneae; Araneidae
Product: protein arginine N-methyltransferase 9-like
Exons: 11
Coding region: 64-2400 (778 amino acids)
Biological process (GO): peptidyl-arginine methylation
Molecular function (GO): protein binding; protein-arginine omega-N monomethyltransferase activity
Source: RefSeq, a predicted model, not a curated record
GUGGCAAUACUUCGAUAAUAAAAAAGAAAGAGGGAAAAUUUACAAAACAAAAAUAAGGUAACCAUGGAGAGCACUACUGAAGAUUGGAAUCAAGGAAGGCAGCUACUUUUGCAGCGCUGUAAAAGUCGUGCUUUAAGCUGCUUAAAUGAACAUGAAUACAGUCGAGCGUUUGCACACUUUAUCGUAGCUCUGACUGUUGAACCUUCUGUGAAAGGAGAAUUGUUAAAUGCCUUUUUAUUUACAUUGGAAAAAUUAUCUGAGAAAAUGGAAAAGGAAAAGCAAGUAAAUGAAGUUUUGAUGUGUUAUGAACAAGCCUUGGAUGUUUUACCUCAUGAUUCUCAUGUUUUGCAUGGUCUGGCCACUACUUUAUUUCGCUUGGGAUAUGUUGAAUGUGCUCUUUCAUAUUUUUUGAAAUCCUACAAAGCGAAUCCUUUUUUCACUCCAUCUCUUUAUUGCAUGGAAAAUUUAAAAAAUGCAUUGGUGGAAAGGUGGCAUUUUGUAAUGUUGAAUGAUAAAGAACGUAAUCUUGCUUACAAGCGAGCUAUAAAGAGGGCAGUUGAAAAUGGCCACAAGCGGGUUUUGGAUAUUGGAGCUGGUACUGGCAUUCUAAGCAUGAUGGCUGCUGAUGCAAAUGCUGAAAAAGUAUAUGCAUGUGAAGCCAGUGAAAUCAUGUUUGCUGUUUUGCAAAAUGUGGUAAAAAUGAAUGAAAAAUCCAUUCAAGUUUUUCCAAAAUUUUCGACAGAUUUGGUUAUUGAAGAAGAUUUACCCGAAAAGGUGUCUCUAAUUGUCACUGAAAUAUUUGAUGCUGGAUUGUUUGGUGAAAAUAGUCUAGAAACUUUGGACCAUGCUUGGGAAUAUCUACUUGAAAAAGAUACAGAAGAUCUUUCUCCUGGUGAAGAAAAUGAUGUUUCUCCAACAUGCCCUAAUCAUCUUGAUAAAAGUGAUGUAAAUGUUUGUCGAGCAAAAGUUAUUCCAUAUUCUGCUGAUGUAUAUGUUGUUCCUGUGGAAAGUGAGCAUUUUCGCAAAGCUUUCAAACUUGAUAAUAAAGUUAAGCAAGCACUUGAUAUAAAAGAAGAUGUUAUACCCCAAUAUUUGGAUGAAGAACCUUACUCUACUGAGAAGAUUUCCAAUAUAAAAUUCAAAUACUUAUGUGAACCAUCUUGCAUUUUGAAAGCAAACUUCAAUUCUCCUCAGGAGAUUAAAGUUCUGCUGCAAGGAAAAAAUUUAAAUCCCUCAUACAAAUGCACUCAAAGUGGGAAUUUAGAUGCAUUUGUGAUGUGGUUUAACUUGCAUUUAGACGAUAAAGAAACCAUUUCAACUGCUCCAAAAGAAGGCUCAGAUAGUGGUUGUUGGGAACAAGCCAUAUUUUAUGUUUUACCUCAGUAUUUGGAUGGUGUCUCUUUAUUUUGCAAUGUUGGAGACAACAUUGAAGCAGAAUUCCUCUGCAGGGGCCAUUUCCAAUUGAAAAAAGUGAAACUUCCCAACUCUGUUCCAGCCAAUAAUUUCAAUCAGAAAUUAACAAUGGACCCUUCUUUAAUUAAUUAUUUGAACUCUUACGGUACAGGAGAUAUUAUCAACUUGAAUCUCAAGGACAUUUCUCAUGUAGAUAAUGCUUCCAUUUUGGAUAUAUCAACAUUCCCCUGUCUCAGUUUAAAAUCCCUGAAAGAUACUUCAAGUGUUGCAGCUGUACUGAGAACGCAGUACCAGUCAGAAAUUGAACAACUUCGAGAUAUGUAUGGAAUUUCCCAUGACAGACUGUCAUUUAAAUCAUAUGAAGAUUUCUGUAAUUCAAAACUGCAGUGUGAUUUUUUGAUAGUUGAUCCUGUUGAACUGUGUGGUUUGUUGAAGAAAAACUUGUUGGAGGAUGUAACUGUUUUAAGGAUGCAGUGUUUGAAGGAUUCAGGACUUGUUGUACCAGGACAAAUAGAAAUUCAUGCCAUUCUAGUUGAAAGUGAAACUCUCAAGGAGCACUCAAAACUGAUUUCUGAUGAAAGGGUAGACGAUUAUAAAAUUUCUCAGAUAAUGAAUGCCUAUAAGUGCCAGAUUCAUCAAGAUAUCCAGUUUUCAGCACUUCUUCAUCAAAAGAUCACAGAACCUUUUAAACUGUGCACUAUUGAUCUGAACAAUACAUCUGAAAACGGAACAAAAUCUUUCUUCAAAGACAGCUUUAAAACUGCUGAGGUGGAAGUUGCAACUAGUGGUAAAGUGACUGCUGUGAUUUAUUGGUUUGCAAUCAAAUACCAUUCCUCUUACACAGUCAAUACUUCUGAUCCCGACAGUUUAUGGAAGCAAGCAGCUUGUGUUUUGGAUGAAGAAGUACAAGUCCAGAAAGGUGAUAAAUUGUGUUUACAAUAUAGCCUUAAAAACAGCUGCUUCCAGAUUGGUAUUGCUAAUCAGUAAACUCUGAAGUAGCUCUUGAUAUCAUUGUUGAUGUUAGAACAUUAUGCAGCUGUUGCAGGUUCCAGAAUGUGUUUAUUUUAAAAAUAGAUAAAUAUUUUAGGAAAUAUUUCUGCUUUUAAGUUGAGGAAAUGUUGAUGUUUGAUGUUGAUAUCUGCAUUUGCUGAUUCAUUUGUCUUGAUAAAAUAGAAAAAUAUUGCAAUGUUUAGAGUUGAUGCUCUUCCAAAGUUUGUUAGAAUUGAUGUCCAAAAUGAAAUAUAUAAACAAUGGCAAAAAAAAAAAAAAAAAAAAAAAAAAAGAAAUGCUUGAAAUUGAUGUAAAACUAAUAAUGAAAAAAAGAUAUGAAUAGGUAUAUGUUCUUCAGUUGUAAAAAGCAUUGGUGUUACUUCAGCUGUUACAAAUUUAGCAUGAUUAACAUCUGCACAGGCAUAAUAUUCAAAUCAUAUUCAUUAUUCAGAAAUUAUUUAUUCAAGAUUAUUUCAGUACAUAUCAUUAUUUUUACUUAUCUAGUCAUUAUUUGGUCAUUUAUGCCUCUAUAGGAUUGUUUGAUUGCUAUCCAUUACUGCUGAAAAAAAUAUUUAUUGUUAAAAUAAAUGUAAGCAAAAUUAUGGUUUGUCAGGUAUGGUUAGUAAAAAAAAUUUCUUCAAAAAAAAAAAAAAAAA